Raphanus sativus (radish) is the source of this 3824-nucleotide messenger RNA. Its product is annotated as probable ubiquitin-conjugating enzyme E2 23. Lineage: Eukaryota; Viridiplantae; Streptophyta; Magnoliopsida; Brassicales; Brassicaceae. The coding region runs from base 201 to 3524 and encodes 1107 amino acids. The transcript has 8 exons. The record is from RefSeq and is a predicted model, not a curated record.
CGUGAAGAUACAUAGUGAGACGAAUAUAUCCUUUGACGCCGCUUAGAGAGAGAGAGAGCUAGAGAAACAAGAGAUUCCUCCUCCCCUUUGUCUUCUUCAAUCCUCCUUCUUCUUCCCUUGUAAAAAAAAAUAAUUGUUGCAUAUAAGAUCGAACGAGAGAAUAGAGCUGAAAUCUCCUCCUAUUUGAAGAUUCCAACUUGAUGGAGCAUGGGAAAGAUGACCCUGGUACAACACCGCAUGGUGGGGUUGAUUUGCCACUUGAUGAUUCAUUGGAGAGUGAGCCUAUAUGUGACCAUCCAACUGUGGAUGACAGCAGCAGUCGUGUAGUUAGAGCUGAUGAUUCGCAUCCCAACAUUUAUAGACACGAUAUUGUCAGGAACAACAAGACAGGUGGUGUUGGGGUUGUGAGCGAAGUUGCUGGUGAUUCUGACUCUGAAAGUGAUGAUGAGGACGAUGAUGAUGAUGAUGAUGAUGAUGAUGAUGAUGAUGAUGAUGAUGAUGAUGAUGAUGAUGAGGACGAUGAUGAUGAUGAGGAUGAUGAUGAGGAAGGGAAAAAGGCCAAUGAGGAAAAUGUUGGUCGUGGAGAGAGAAAAGCCGAUGGGAACUACAAGUGUGGUACUCUUGAGGGUGAUCAGAUUCGUGUUCUGUGGAUGGAUGACACCGAGCCAGUUCAGGAUGUCAACAAUGUAACCGUUGUAGAUCGUGGUUUCUUACAUGGAGAUUACGUUGCUUCGGCUUCCGACCCGACUGGGCAGGUGGGAGUAGUAGUGGAUGUAGAGAUGUCGGUUGAUUUAUUGGCUCUGGAUGGUUCUGUCCACAAAGACAUCUCAACGAAAGAAUUGAAACGCGUCAGGGAUUUUUGUGUUGGUGAUUAUGUGGUUCACGGCCCUUGGCUAGGUAGGAUUGAUGAUGUGUUGGACAAUGUGACUGUGUUGUUUGAUGAUGGAUCCAUGUGUAGAGUCCUACGUGCGGAACCCCUUCAGCUAAAGCCUGUUUCCCAGAGUAACCUUGAAGAAGAUGCGAACUUUCCGUAUCACCCAGGCCAGCGUGUCAAAGCAACCUCCUCGUCGGUUUUCAAGAGUUCCCGGUGGUUCUCUGGAUUGUGGAAGCCCAGUCGCUUAGAAGGUACUGUGACUAAAGUCACUGCUGGAUCUAUUUUUGUCUACUGGAUUGCCUCAGCUGGCUUUGGGCCAGAUUCUGCUGUCUCCCCACCUGAGGAGCAGAGUCCAAGUAACUUGACAUUGUUGUCAUCUUUCACUCAUGCUAACUGGCAAGUGGGUGACUGGGGCCUUCUUCCAUCGGUGAAUCAGUCUGCUACAAUUCCCUUGCACAAGCAUGUAUCUAAACUUCGACUUUAUGAUUCUCAAGCCAAAUGCGCUGAUCGUGAACAGAAAAGUGGGUCCGAUUUAGAAGAUGUGCAAGAUGAAGUAAGCGAAAAAGCUGAUCCUGUUGGCGUUCUUACUCUUUCUUCUAAUUCUAAGGAGCCUGCUCAUGAACCUUGGCCUCUCCAUCGUAAGAAGAUUCGCAAACUUGUUAUCAGAAAGGACAAAAGGGUAAAGAAAAAAGAGGAAAGCUUUGAACAAGCUCUAUUGAUAGUUAGUAGCAGAACGCUUGUUGAUGUAGCCUGGCAGGAUGGUACAGUUGAACGUAGACGGGAAGCAACAACACUGAUUCCAAUUGAGACACCUGGCGAUCAUGAAUUUGUCCCUGAGCAGUAUGUGGUGGAGAAGGCUUCGGAUGAUGAUGAAAACACAACUGAACCCAAACGUGUUGGGGUUGUUAAAAGUGUCAACGCAAAAGAACGUACUGCUUCUGUGAAAUGGUUGAAGCCACGUCUAAUGGCAGAAGAACCUCGUGAGUUUGACAAGGAAGAAAUUGCAAGUGUGUAUGAACUAGAGGUCCAUCCUGAUUAUGACUACUGUUAUGGGGAUAUUGUAGUUCGACUAUCACCUGUUGCCAUGGUCUUACCAGCAUCUUCUGCUGGAAACUCUGUAGAAGAGGAAACAGAGAAAGACAAUGGAGUCAAAGAUACAGAAUAUCGUCAAGAAGCUAUAGUCCAUGAUAAGGAAGAAAACGAAGUUGAUACAGACCUUUCAGAGCUCUCAUGGGUUGGAAAUAUUACUGGCCUUAUGGAUGGUGAUAUUGAAGUAACGUGGGCUGAUGGAAUGGUAUCAACGGUUGGCCCUCAAGCAAUUUAUGUUGUUGGACGGGAUGAUGAUGAAUCAGUUGGUGCAGAAAGUGAAGCGAGUGAUGCUGCUAGCUGGGAAACUAUAGACGACGACAAGGGAGGUGCUCCUGAGACGCAUGAAGAGGAUCUUGGAAGGGGUAGUUUUAUUGAGGAAAGCUCUGAUGCAGAAAACAAUGGUGAGAAUGAUUCUGGGAGGAAUGGUGCCCUAUCUCUCCCACUAGCUGCAGUUGAAUUCGUGACUAGAAUGGCUAGUGGAAUCUUUUCACGUGGACAGAAAACUGAAGAUUCAUCCAGUUCUAGUCUCACAGAUGAAAAUGGAUAUAAGCAGGCUGAAUUGACAAACUCUUCCCACGAGAGGGGUUCUUUCCUUGAUAACUGUGAUUCAGAGGGCACAGCUUUAGAAAACUCUACAAUUUUAGGAAAUGAAGCAGUGAAAAGAUCAGAGAGUGAAAAAUCUGAAGAGCCAGUACCUUCUGAAAGUGAUAGUUGCAGUUUCAGACGCUUUGAUAUAUCACAAGAUCCUCUGGACCACCAUUAUCUUGGCUCAGAUGACCAGAAAACCAAGCAAAGACAAUGGUUCAAAAAGGUUGAUCAAGACUGGAAAAUACUUCAGAACAAUCUUCCGGAUGGAAUCUUUGUUCGAGUUUACGAAGAUAGAAUGGAUCUCUUAAGGGCGGUAAUAACUGGGGCUUAUGGAACACCAUACCAAGAUGGUCUCUUCUUUUUUGAUUUUCACCUUCCACCUGAGUAUCCUACUGUGCCACCGUCGGCACAUUACCAUUCUGGUGGUUGGAGGUUGAACCCCAAUUUGUAUGAAGAAGGCAAGGUCUGUCUUAGCCUUCUUAAUACGUGGACAGGAAGAGGGAAUGAAGUCUGGGAUCCCAAAUCAUCUAGCAUCCUUCAAGUUCUUGUUUCACUCCAGGGAUUAGUGUUGAACUCAAAACCCUAUUUCAAUGAAGCGGGUUAUGAUAAGCAGAUAGGAACUGCAGAAGGAGAGAAAAACUCACUUGGGUAUAACGAGAAUGCUUUUUUGCUAAACUGUAAAACCAUGAUGUAUCUUAUGCGGAGACCACCAAAGGAUUUCGAAGAACUCAUCAAUGAGCAUUUCAGAAAACGCGGUUAUUACAUCUUGAAGGCAUGUGACGCCUACAUGAGAGGAUAUCUAAUAGGUUCUCUCACCAAAGAUGUCUCGGUUAUCGAUGAAAGCAGCAGUGCUAAUUCAAAUUCAGUUGGUUUUAAGCUUAUGUUGGCUAAGAUUGCGCCAAAGCUUUUCUCAGCGCUGAGUGAGAUAGGCGCUGACUGCGAUGAAUUCAAGCAUCUUCAGCAGCAGCAAUAACAAGCCUCAAAGGAUAUACAUCAAUUAUAUUGCCAUUUAACCAAGUGAAGGUUUGUGGCUUCUUUUUUAUUACAAGUUUUGAACUCAGAUUUGUCAAUGUGCGUGUCAGAGGAUUUUUUUUUUUUUUGAGUUAUGCAUGAAUUGCAUGUUCCUGAGUUGUAACCCCAUCUGCUCCAGCAAUAUUGACAAAGUUUUUUUUUGGGCUGUUUUGGAGCUUGCUCCAGCAAUAUACAACACUUGUUUUGUCAAGGAUAAUUAACUUCAGACAGAUUAUUUCAAGUGAAGUUGUUUUGCUUUUUA